GUGUGAUGAACAUUUAAUAAUUGGCAUGUUAUUUCCUUAUGAAUUUCUAUCCUCAUUUCUCUCUCUUUGUGUCCAUAAUAUUUGAAACAAUCAACUGUACUAUAUAGUAGGAAAGUCAACGCUAUUUUUACUUAUAAAUAAGCUUUGUUGAGUUUUAUGAGUUAUGUUUGUAUUUGUGUUAGAGAAGUUGAAGAAAGAGAGCAUAUAGCAUAAGUGAAAUGAAGAGGAGUAGAGAUACUGAGAAAAGAUCAGAGAUAAAUUCAGCCAUUGAAGAGCUUUCUGUUCUUGUUAUAGUCAAACCAGCUGAUGUAAAUCAUGAAGCUGCAGUUGCACAUAUCCCAACCAAGCCUUUUCUAUCUCUAUGUUACAUGAUUCUACAAUUUCUUGAUAAGGUAGGACCUACAAUGGCUGUUUUGAGACAAGACAUUCACCAGAAUAUUAAGAGAUUGGAAGCUAUGCAUGAAUCAAAUCCCUUAACCAAUUCAAAUUUGGUUGAGAUAUUGAAAUCAGAAACUAGCAAAGGCAAUGCAAAGAAGAGGAUUAGUGGCAGUAAAUCCUUUGUUUGGCUCACUAGAUCCUUGGAUUUCACAUCAGCAUUGUUUCAAGCACUACUAGUAAAAGAUCCGAUAAAGAAUAUGGAACAAGCGGUUCAAGAGUCGUAUGAAGCAACUUUAAAACCAUGGCAUGGAUGGAUUUCAUCAGCUGCUUUCAGAGUGGCUAUAAAACUAGUGCCUGAUACUAAAACAUUCAUGGAUCUACUCAGUGAAAAAGAUGAAAACUGUGACACCGUAACGGAGAAAAUGCAGAUUUUGGUUUCUUUGCUUGUGCCUUUUCUUGAGGAUGUCCAUUGUAUUCUAAAAGUGUAUAAAUUGGACAGGCUUAAGUCAAAUUGAAGCUAAGAUAGAAAAGAUGAUGUAGAACUUUGCUUAGUGUAUACUGUAUAGUUUAAUUUUCCUCCCUCACUGUUUUCAUGUAAACUACUUGUACAGUAAAAUUUGUAUCGACGCAGUUCUUAGUUACAGGUUUGCAUCCA
Trifolium pratense (red clover) is the source of this 1033-nucleotide messenger RNA. RefSeq names its product glycolipid transfer protein 3-like. The transcript has 6 exons. Bases 219 to 893 code for a protein of 224 amino acids. The record is from RefSeq and is a predicted model, not a curated record. Gene Ontology annotation, molecular function: ceramide 1-phosphate transfer activity; ceramide 1-phosphate binding. Gene Ontology annotation, cellular component: cytoplasm; membrane; cytosol. Gene Ontology annotation, biological process: ceramide transport; intermembrane lipid transfer. Lineage: Eukaryota; Viridiplantae; Streptophyta; Magnoliopsida; Fabales; Fabaceae.